Schizosaccharomyces cryophilus OY26 is the source of this 4178-nucleotide messenger RNA. RefSeq names its product TRAPP complex subunit Trs130. The transcript has 5 exons. Gene Ontology annotation, biological process: intra-Golgi vesicle-mediated transport; early endosome to Golgi transport. Gene Ontology annotation, cellular component: TRAPPII protein complex. The coding region runs from base 106 to 3519 and encodes 1137 amino acids. The record is from RefSeq and is a predicted model, not a curated record. Lineage: Eukaryota; Fungi; Ascomycota; Schizosaccharomycetes; Schizosaccharomycetales; Schizosaccharomycetaceae.
AUCCAACUGGUAUAACCUUUCUCGCUCACUUUGGCUGUCAACAAAUAAUAAGAAACGCCAUUGAGGAAAUAAAAAGGAGUGCUUUCCUGUUUUUUAUCUUGGCUAAUGGUUAAGACAAAGCCUUCUAUUCAGUACUAUGAUCCAUUUGGCGUGUGGUCUUCAAUAGCAACCGACGUAAAAAGUAAAACUCCUUUACGAAAUCUACAAUGGGUUGAAUCAUUUCAAUAUAGAAAACAUUUUAUCACGAGCUUGGAGCUUGAAUUUGUUCCAUGGGUGGAACAUUACACUUCUCUUGAUAAUUCUAAAGAUGCAACAUUGCUAAACACUCCGCUUGUAAAUAUGCUGAUUUUGCCAGAAGAGGAUUCGGAAACAUACAAAGUGCAGCAUCGUCCUAUAGCACUUGAGUGGUCUAAAAAAGUCUCUCAGAAUGACUCUCAAUCCUGGAUGAUAGCUCUAGUAGCGCGAGGCCAACCCGUUAAGCGAUCAUCUGGUUCACUGGGCAGGACACAUUCAAGGACGAGCUCCUAUUUCAUAGUAAAGUCCACGAUCGAACGCCUUAGAAAUGACUUUAACACAUCUAACACAAAUCGAUGUGUCAGGCUAGAUUAUGUCCGAUUUGGAACUCCUGAUGCGGAAUGCUGGAAUACAUUUUUAGGUUGCUUACAGAAGGGAGUUUUGGAGGCCUUGGACUAUCGGUUUCUUCAACUUUCCGAACAAGCAAAGUUUAUAAACUUACAAGACACGUCUAUUUUUUCUGAUUUUUUAGUUUACUUCUUACAGAAGGAACGACUAGGAGCUAGUUACUUGGAGUUGUCUUUGUACAAUGAAUCUCUUGAGCAAUUUAGUGAGAUGUUCGAAACUUUUAAUGAAGUUUUGAGGAUUGCAAAUGGAAAAAAGGAUUUGGUUUUGAAAUAUUUGGGUGAAGGAUCAGAUGUGGCACCGGCUCCCUCAGAUUUAAAUGCUAAAGCUUUGCUUUUAGAUACGACUUACAUAAACCUCCAUCUAUUAUUGGAAUCUGAAAAGUUCUCUUUAUUCCAUAUAGGGUUCUACUUAUUCUCAAAGCUGAUUCAGUUGACUUUACAGAUAAAAGACUACGAUAAAUCGUAUUCGCUACUUCAGCAAUCAUUUCAUUUUUUAAAUUAUCCUGUUUUUGAUCAAUUUAUUCAAGAAAAUACCCUUUUGCUGAUACGGUUUAAAUAUGACUGCUGCAAUCUUUUGAAGAGUCUCAUAAGUCAAAACGCAAAAGAUAAUGAGGUUAAGGUACCCGCUUGUAAUGCAAGGAUAGCUUUAUUUAGUCGCUCUAUCCUUCUUAAGAUGGCUUAUUUGAAAAAACUAUUUCCUAAAGACACACUACUACUUUGGCAUGAAGAAGGUACUCUACAAAAGUUGGAACAUGUCGGUGAUAUACAGGAAGAAUUUCGAGAUAUAGAGGAAAUUUCUACAUUGCAAUCCUUUUUACUAGAGUAUUUGAGGCUUUCUGAAGAGGCCUUGAUUAUCUUUCAAGAGAGGAAAAACCUCUUAUCCUUCAAUAAUACUGCAUCUGAAGCAGCUGUGGCACUUUAUAUGCUUCAAGAUUUUGAAAAAGCAUAUGAAAUGUUAAAAAUCUCGAACCUACCCCUUUUCUGGAAAAGCGACGUCUUUAAAGAGAAAUGGAUUCAAUUUUAUCUCGGUGUACUAAUAAAGGUUAGUAAAGCUCACGAGGUUAUUGAAUUUUUAGUCAGCCUGCUCAAAAAAUACAAAAAUCCUGAUUGCUUUAAAGCAGCUGGUCGAAUUGUUGACGAUAUUCCUCAAACUUAUGAUCUAAUAUUAGAUGAUUACUUUUGUGUUGAUAUAUCGAACCUGGCUAAUAUAUCCGAGGAUUGCACCCUAGAGCUUCAUGCUAAAAUUACUUCUUCCAUUUUUGAUUUGGAUAUGUUAGAAACUGUGAACUGUACUUUGGUUUCUGAUUCCCGGCCUUUCAAGUUACAAUUUGGUUUAAGAAGCAUACAGAACGAUUCAGAUGCUGUUUUGUGUUGUAACGAUAUUUUUCCCGGAAAUUACUUCGUAAGUGAAUUAAGCAUAAAACCAAAAGGAAUACCCUUGUUAUUUAAAAAGACAACAUUCGACUCCCAACAAGGAAUAAGGGUUUGUCAACCAUCCUUAAGAGGGCGGCAUCUUUCCAUAGUUCAAGCAUCUCUACCUCAGCGUUAUGUGAAUGAUCAACUUCACACUACUUUUCGGAUAUGCUUUGGGGAAAAUUUCGAGGAAAAUCAAAAAGUCGGUUUUUCUUUUGAAACUAACAACAAAAAAGAGAGCAAUAAAUUAAGUCGAUACUUCCUUGAUGAAUGUUCUGAUUGCUCGUUGUCUAUACAUGACGAGGUCGCUUAUUUGGAAAAUAUCAAGCGUCUAGGGAAGGCUAUUUUGCACGUUCAAAUGUCAAGAAAUGAUGGUGAUGAAAGUAAUGAUUCUAAGAUUAGGCUAACUUAUAAAACUCAAGAUGGUGAGGUUAUUAACUUAUAUCUUCCGGUAAUGAUAAAGGAAAUCAAUUUUGCAGAGCUUUCCUGUGAGCUUGACGAGAAUGAACAAGAUUCUCAGACACUUUUUCUUCGACUCUUGCCCAAGGAGCCAAUUUUAUUUUUCGGAUGGAGAAUAAAAACUACAAACCUGGAUAGUCAAGAAACCAGUUGUUAUGAGAUACCUUAUAAGUUACCAAUUUUGGAUACAAUGGAUUGUUUCAAAACGAUUCCAUCAAAGGGUUGGAGGCGGAUGCAACAUACCGUCACUGUAGAUUGUUUACGAAUUACUGACCUUCUUUUCGAAUAUAUAUACAAUGAAUGUGGACGAUUCUUAAGCCGGAUGAACGUAAACGUUAUAACAAAUUGGAUUGAGUCGAUUUGUCGUAAAGCUGAUUUUACCAAAGUUCCGUCGAAUGGCCAAAUUUCAUUGCCUGAAUUUCAUAAUAUGGUUGAAACUAAACAAACAAAGGUUUUAAUAAAAAAUGAUGGGCUUUUCUUGGAAAAAUUCUCUGGUCUGUUAGAGUAUCUGAAAGUUUUUUUGACGAUAAAGGACGUUCUGUCAACACUACAAGUAUCGGACAGAAAUAGAGAAACACAAUGUUUCGUAACGCCGAUGAACAGCUUGCAUACGCUAGGACCUAUCACAGUAAAAAAUAAAAAGGAUGUACCCCAAAUCGACUGUGUUUGGAAACUACCGACAAGCAUAUUUUUGAAUGUCCCUACUGAAAUUGGCCUCGAGUUUACGGUAACCCAUGUGCCGAGUAAUAAAAAUGUAAAAGAUGAGAAACACUGUUUUGAACUAUUGUACGAAGUCUCAGCUUAUACAAAUUAUAUUCUCUUUGCAGGUCCUAUACGGAAAAAGGUCUCUUUAAUUGAUGUGGGUGCUACACUACAAGAAACAUUUACAGUCAUCUUCCUAACAGCAGGAAGAGUUUUGCUACCAGAGGUACAUGUUCAUUCAAAGGAUGAUAAUAUUUUGACAGUGAAAAAUCCAAAGUACGCUGUGGUUGGUCGUUCUCCUUAGAACCAUCCCGACCAUGAUUAUGUACUUUGAAAUAAAAUCAAAUAAACAUUGGCGAUCUAGAACCGCAAAACAAUAUCCCGUGUGUUUUCAAAUUUUUUAACGUAAGCGUCUAGCUUCACGUUCAGAUUCUAACAAGACAAGGAUGUCGUCUUCGCGAACAGGACCCUUAACGUUACGAAUAAUGGAACGAGAAGUGUCAUCCAUGAAUUCGACACGGACUUGGGUGACACCACCACUAUACAAACGUUAGACAUUUAUUGAUGAGAAUUUCACAACCAACUUACCGAGAUCCGGUACGUCCAAGGACUUUAAUAACUUUAGCCAAUUUGACUGGGACCUUUGAGGAAUCCAUGUUUGUUGAAAACUACGCGUUCAGUGUAGAAGUUUUGAUAUGAAUAGAAAUAACAGUCACGAAACUAAAUAGAGAUAUUGGUAUAUGUCGUUAUGGGGGUUACCGAUAAUUCUUAAGCUUCGUUAAUAAACUAAUAUUCGACGUAGAAAAGGCUGGUCUUAUUCUAUUAAUUUGUCAUUUCGAUUAAGUUAUUUAUCAACCUUUACUAAUUCAAUACUUAAAAGAUGAAGAAUUUAAUAGACUUUAAAGAAUGCUUCGUUGAAUGAGUGUGUUUUUUUUAUCGUAUUCAUGUGCGGUAAUAUCCCAA